Nanorana parkeri is the source of this 2522-nucleotide messenger RNA. It is a transcript of the gene DNAI7, whose product is annotated as cancer susceptibility candidate 1. Gene Ontology annotation, molecular function: beta-tubulin binding; microtubule binding. Bases 47 to 2263 code for a protein of 738 amino acids. The transcript has 15 exons. The record is from RefSeq and is a predicted model, not a curated record. Lineage: Eukaryota; Metazoa; Chordata; Amphibia; Anura; Dicroglossidae. Gene Ontology annotation, cellular component: axoneme.
GUCUCCAUGACAACCAGAGACGCUGCGCCGCCUGCAGAGGAGCAAAAUGUCAUCAAAAAGGACCUCAGCCACCUCCCAGAAGAGAGUAAAGUCCAGCAAGGCGGAGAGGCUGAGGCUGCGAAAAGAGGAGGAAGAGCGAAAGCAGAGGGAGGAAGAGGAAGCUCGAUUACUGGCAGAGCAGCUUGAGGCCGCUCGCCUUGAGAAGGAGCGCCUGGAGAAGGAAGAGAUUCAGCGUCUGGAGGCGAAGCAACUGGAGCACCGUGAUGAGGAACUGGGUGAACAUCGUCUGCUGAUUGAUGAGAAGCUGGGGACCGCAGCUCGCUGGAAGAGGGACCUGCGUGCACGAGCUAAGUGGGAUCGCUACAUGCUCUGUGACGGGAGUCCGGAUCCCACCAUACGCCAGGAGAUCAACACCUUCAUGAGCCUGUGGAGUGAAGAGACCAAUGAAGACUUCCAGUCAGUGAUUAACAAGAGCAAUUUGGUCCUCAGUUUGAUUGAAGAGUUGGAGUUCCUCCUUCAUGACACUCCUGCUGAGGAUCUUCCUGAGAGUGAUGCCGCACAGUAUGCCCAGACAGUCCUUCAGCUGCAGAGUCUACUACAUCGGAAAUUUGAUGAUGCCACCGAGCAUCUCCUGAAGAAUGCAGCAGCGCUGUCCGACAUUGACACGGGGAAUAUGCAGAAGGUCACAAAGAAUAAAAAUGUCAAACUUUGCAUUUGGGCUAAUCUCAACAAAAACCCAAGGUUCAAAGGUUACAACUUUGAGCAAGAAGGCAUCUCCUUUGACUUGCCAAAACCGCUAGCACUAAGCAACAUCGCGGUCCAUAUCCUGCACACCAUCUACGACCACAUGUCCUGCCAGAGCGAGACUUUCCUGCCGCACAUCAAGGAGGCUGAGGAAAACAAAGCAGCAGAGACCAUUGAACUACAAAGCGGGGCUGAGGAAUGGAAACCAGCUGAGGAGGAAAAGGAGAACCUAGAGCUGGGAAAUGUUGCUGCAAUGGAGGAUGAGGUGAAGUCUGAGGGAAGAAAGAGUGCCAUCAGCUUUAUGUCACCGAGAGAAGAUGCUGAAAACGGAAUUGAGCCACAGGAGAAGAAUGCCACUGAGGCUGACCAGACAGCAGAGAGCCAGCCUGGGGACACAACAGAAGGUCAGCCACCAUUGCCAGUACUGAGCCUGCCAACCCCGGACAACAUACUAGAGGAUGACGUUGUGGAUCUGCGGCAGUUCUCAAGUUUGGGUGGAGUUUAUUAUUUUGAUGUCCUGGUGUUGCCUCCUCAGUGUAAGCAGGUGAACGGCUGGAGCAUGGUGCAGUUGAUGGAAGGAGGUCUUCAGAAGCAGCCCUACCCUCAGGAGUCGUUACUCAGUAACAGCCUGGGACUGUCACUCCACGAGAAGGACAUGGAGGGGCUCAGCUCUCCCCCAGUUGGCAUUUCCAUUACAGUCCCAAAUUACGUGAUAUUCUUUGAAGAGCCUCAUGUGGCAAGAUGGGACCCAGAAAGUAAAAACUGGAAAACAGAUGUGAUCAUGAGCAGAAGCUACACCACGGAGCAGAGGCAGCUGUCCUUCAAGAUGGAUGCCUUCCAUACGUUCACGCUAAUCCAAGAAGCCUACCUUAAUAUGCCCUAUGAGUCAUGGGAACUGAAGCCCAGCGGCAUGAAUGAAGUGUCACUAACGGUCAGCUCUGCUUUCAUCGAUAUUCAUAUUGAGAUCAAGGACGAUCAGUGCAGACUGGCAGAAGUGUCCAGCACUGAUGGCGAUCUAUCUGCUCUACUCGGGAAGUGGAUGACCCCUCUGUGUCUGAAAGCCGCCAUGAAAAGAGUUGGACUGAACUUUUUUCCUGUCGAAGACUCUGCUAAAUAUGUCAUUGUGAACAAAAAGAGCGAACAAGCAGAGAUAACAGCGUACCAGGAGAUGGCACUUUUGUCGCCAUCCUUCGCAUUUGGCUGGAGUAAAUGGAACCAUAACUGUGGCCAUGAACAGAUCAUAGUCAAGGUGAGGGAAUGCCGCGACUCUUCCAACAACGAUGACUGGUCCCUUUACCUGUUGAGCACUCAGAGGAUCCAACGUUUAAAGAUCUCGGAAUCAGACGAUACAUUCUCUGAAGAUCUUUACGAUGGCAGUGAGUUCCACUCCACGCUCUAUCACAUGAUCAAAGAUUACUCCAGCUCCGACGCCAUCGAUAGACUGAAACACUCCCAUCACCUGUUUGUGGAUUGCGUCUACCAGCUGCUGAGUAUGACCAGAGUGCUGACAUAUUCAUAAACAAUAGAUUUCUUUAUUGACAAUAAAUAUCCGGCAGUAAAAACAGCGUGGUGCACUCCACGCCAGCAAAUCACACGUGACAGCCAUGUAACUUAACACGCCAUACCAUCUCCGAGUUAUUCUAUAUUACAUAUUAAUUAGGAAGCUGGCAGUCUCUUGUAGACAAUAUGACAUCUUUGUGGCCUCUGCUGGCUUAUAAUAAAAUACAAUAUAUACAGAUAAAUUAUUUUAAAGCAUGAUUGUCCAGAAUAUUGUACAU